Messenger RNA from Octopus sinensis (East Asian common octopus), 546 nucleotides. Its product is annotated as homeobox protein Hox-C4a-like. NCBI's taxonomy places the organism in Eukaryota, Metazoa, Mollusca, Cephalopoda, Octopoda, Octopodidae. Bases 10 to 546 code for a protein of 178 amino acids. Gene Ontology annotation, molecular function: DNA-binding transcription factor activity, RNA polymerase II-specific; RNA polymerase II cis-regulatory region sequence-specific DNA binding. The transcript has 3 exons. Gene Ontology annotation, cellular component: nucleus. The record is from RefSeq and is a predicted model, not a curated record. Gene Ontology annotation, biological process: anterior/posterior pattern specification; regulation of transcription by RNA polymerase II.
AAACAACCCAUGUUCGGGAAGAGCUGCUUUAGGUUGGAUCCACCACCUGCCAUUUGGUUACCUACGUUACAAGAAAAACAUUAUGAAGAUGAUGAUGAUGAUAUAAGGGAGAACGAGGACUUCAAGAAAACUAAACACCAAGGUGAUACCAUUUUUCCUUGGAUGCAGAAACGUCACUCUCUAAUAGGACAUGGUAAAAAUGUUGAAGAGUCGAAAAGAAAUCGGACAACCUAUAGCCAGCACCAAAUUCUGGAAUUGGAGAAAGAAUUUCUCUUCGAUAAAUAUCUUAACAAAAGAAGAAGAGUUGAAAUUGCCGAUUCUUUAAAUCUGAGAGAAAGACAAAUCAAAAUUUGGUUCCAAAAUCGACGUAUGAAGUGGAAAAAGGAACAUCAAUUCAACUGUAAAAACCGAAUGUGGCAUCCAGGUACCAAAACAGCCUCGGCAGCAGCUACAACUGGAACAACAGAGAAUACAACUUCAACAACUACUGCAAGAGCAGCAGCAGCAACAAUAUCAACAGCUUCAGCACCAUGGUCCAUAUCAUGA